Molecule: messenger RNA, 600 nt
Organism: Hansenula ciferrii
Lineage: Eukaryota; Fungi; Ascomycota; Saccharomycetes; Phaffomycetales; Wickerhamomycetaceae
Product: phosphoglycerate mutase
Exons: 2
Coding region: 1-600 (199 amino acids)
Biological process (GO): negative regulation of glycolytic process; fructose 2,6-bisphosphate metabolic process; negative regulation of programmed cell death
Cellular component (GO): cytosol
Molecular function (GO): fructose-2,6-bisphosphate 2-phosphatase activity
Source: RefSeq, a predicted model, not a curated record
AUGGACAAACAGAUUAUAACGUUGCAAAGAUUCUUCAAGGUCAUUUGUGAAGAUACUGAUCUAAAUCAAGAAGGUAUUGAUCAAGCCAAAUUAGCUGCUGAAAAACUUAAAGAUUAUCCAUUUGAUGCAUUUUAUUCAUCAGAUUUAAAACGUUGUCGUGAUACAGCAAAUACAAUUCAUAAAAGUUUAACCAAACAAGUUGAUAUUCAAUUCAGUUCUAAUCUUAGAGAAAGAAAUAUGGGUGAAAUUGAAGGUAUGAAAAUUUCAGAUGCUGUAGAGAAAGCUGCUAAAGAUGGUAAAGAAUCUUAUAGAGAAUAUGGUGAAAAACCUAUUGAUUUAGUUAAUAGGGUUAAAAAACAAUUAGAUGAAAUACUUGAACUUAAUAAACAAAAUAAAAAUAUAAUUAUUUGUUCACAUGGUGGUACCAUAAGAACUAUAUUGAAGAUAUUAGGUUUUAAAGAAAAUUUAAUUGUUUAUAAUACCAGUAUAACAACUGUUGAUUUUAAUCAUAAUGAUUUUAAUGAUUUUAAAAUUGUUACUGUGAGUGAUACUAAACAUCUUGGUGGUGAUUUUAAAGUGGCAGAUACAAGAGUGAGAUAG